CCUACAGCAGCAGCGUGAUAUAACCAGUAACCAACAUGGCGGCCGUGGGAACGUUAUCUAGAGUUGCCAGACUGAGUUCAUGCAUCGGCAGAAGUCGCCGUUUAAUAUUUAACAGCACACAGAGCCGAGGAAUAGCUUCGUGCAUUGACCCUUCUCAUGGCCUCAGCGAUGAACAAAAGGAGUUUCAGAAGAUGGCCUUUGACUUCGCAGCCAAUGAAAUGUCUCCACACAUGGCUGAGUGGGAUGAAAAGGAAAUCUUCCCGGUGGAGACCAUGCGUAAGGCUGCCCAGCUGGGGUUUGGGGGGAUCUAUGUACAGCCAGAGGUGGGGGGGUCUGGCCUGUCUCGCCUGGACACCUCUGUCAUCUUUGAGGCCUUAUCAACAGGCUGCGUCAGCACCACAGCCUACAUCAGCAUUCACAACAUGUGUAACUGGAUGAUUGACACCUUCGGCAACACUGAGCAGAGGGAGAAGUACUGCCCUGAGCUUUGUACGAUGGACAAGUUUGCCUCUUAUUGUCUCACUGAACCAGGCAGUGGGAGUGAUGCUGCUUCGUUACUCACUACUGCAAAGUUGGAAGGAGACCAUUAUAUCCUCAAUGGUUCCAAGGCCUUCAUCAGUGGAGGAGGAGACACAGACGUGUACAUAGUAAUGUGUCGGACGGGAGGGAAAGGUCCCAAGGGGAUCUCCUGUGUGGUGGUGGAGAAAGACACUCUAGGACUCAGCUUUGGCAAGAAGGAGAAGAAGGUGGGAUGGAACUCUCAGCCAACCAGAGCAGUGAUCUUAGAGGACUGCCACGUCCCAGUGACCAAUCGGCUGGGUCAUGAGGGAGAGGGCUUCAACAUCGCUAUGAGAGGCCUGAACGGAGGCAGGAUCAAUAUUGCCUCUUGUUCUCUUGGGGCGGCCCAUGCAUGUGUACAGCUGACGAGAAAUCACCUGUUAGUACGCAAGCAGUUUGGAGAGACCCUCUCCAACAACCAGUUCCUGCAGUUUAAGUUGGCAGAGAUGGCCACCAAGCUAGUGGCGUCGCGUCUGUUGGUGCGCGAGGCUGCCCUGGCACUGCAGGAGGGCAGGUCUGACGCUGUUUCCCUCUGCUCCAUGGCCAAACUCUUUGUCACUGACGAGUGCUUCAAUAUCUGUAACCAGGCACUCCAGAUGCAUGGUGGAUACGGUUACCUCAAAGACUACGCUGUUCAGCAGUUUGUCCGGGACAUCAGAGUACACCAGAUACUGGAGGGAACAAAUGAAGUGAUGCGGAUGAUAAUUGCCAGAAGUUUACUGUCAGAGUCUGGAUAAAUGUAAUGCCAUGGGCUGUCCAAAAUUUGACUUUCUCCUGUCUUGAAGGGAUGGUGGUGGCAGCCAUCUUGUGGUGUUUGACUGUGACUGGAUCCCUCAAGUAUCUUGAACUCCCCUUUUUUUUAAAGGGGGAAAAUACUAUAGCAGUUUGGUUUUUGAGAUUACUGUAGGCUAAAGCCGUCAUUAGGUCCUCCUUUCCUGUUUGCGUGGAAUUAAAUCAUGUUAUGUAAACAUUAAUUUAGGUGUUUUAAAUAAGUUGCUCAUUGAGAGAUACAGUAUGGAAGCGGAACCAUGUUAAAUGUAAUAUUUCUCCAUGCUGUAUUUUGUGGUUAAUAAGUAUUAGUAUUGGGGUGAAGGUUUUUGGUUGUCUUGCAAUAAAAAAACAAUGCAUCUAUA
Messenger RNA from Coregonus clupeaformis (lake whitefish), 1691 nucleotides. RefSeq names its product acyl-CoA dehydrogenase family, member 8 (gene acad8). NCBI's taxonomy places the organism in Eukaryota, Metazoa, Chordata, Actinopteri, Salmoniformes, Salmonidae. Gene Ontology annotation, molecular function: acyl-CoA dehydrogenase activity; flavin adenine dinucleotide binding. The coding region runs from base 36 to 1295 and encodes 419 amino acids. Gene Ontology annotation, biological process: lipid metabolic process. The record is from RefSeq and is a predicted model, not a curated record. The transcript is spliced from 11 exons.